Molecule: messenger RNA, 774 nt
Organism: Photinus pyralis (common eastern firefly)
Lineage: Eukaryota; Metazoa; Arthropoda; Insecta; Coleoptera; Lampyridae
Exons: 5
Coding region: 73-774 (233 amino acids)
Source: RefSeq, a predicted model, not a curated record
UUUUCGCAAACGAAAUUACCCAUUCGGCUAGACCAAUUUGUAUUAUUUCAUAUAAAUGUAAUAGACGGUGUAAUGAAACUUGCAUCUAACUUCAAUGAAGAACAGCCGCAAAACUGCCAGAAACAGGAAAUGAUACCUCCAACUUCACCUUCCAAAAUUUGCAGUCUCGAAAGUAAUCCACUCGAAACUAAAAACGUUAUAUGGCAAGGUACAAAAGAAAACGUUUCAUCCCGAUGUCUCGACGUUGUAGGGUGUAACAUUGUAACCUCAGGAUCCAGAGAAAUUGAAAAUGGAGAUACCUAUGCUUCCACCUCCAUUAAAACACGAGGUGAUCACCUACCUGAAAAAGCGAGCAACUCUGUUUCAUGUCCUUCGUGCGAACUUCAAAUACCUCCAAAUUCAGGCCAACUUUGUGUAUUAUGCGGAAUGACAAUACAUCAAAGUGAAACAUGUUUUGUGGCAUGGGACAACAGAAUCGUUUGCACUCCAUGUGGAUCCUUAGAUGCUAACGAAAAAACUAAACGAGCAGAAUCUCGCUCAAUAGAAAACUGGAGGGGCUUGGCAGACAUUCCCGUUAAAAGAAAACGGAGCUCCUACUUAGAACCCAAUUCAGAAUUUUUAUGUAUGAAUUGGAGUGACAUGCGAAAGGCACUAAUUUCGUCGGAACGACAAUUUGGUUGGGUUUAUGUCCAAAAUAACGAUCACGGAGAUCUCCGAAACCAUAAAAGAUACGACGAUGACGAUGGUCGCAUUCGGGAAAAAUUGCGCAAUUAA